AUGGACAACAGACCUGCCUCCGAGUACGCGCAGUCAGGUUCGCACUUUCCAUAUCCACCGUCUGCCGCUGCGAAUUCUGAACACCCAGCUGCAGACCAGGCUUCUGCUGCUGCCACUGCUCAAUACACGCCUCAGCAAGAGGUCCGUCCUACCCCUCAGUACACGCCUCAACCCGAGGUUAGACCUGCCUCUGCCGCCGCCGCCGCCAACAUUUCGUCCUCCAACACACCGCAGUCGGACUACGGUCUGAACCAGCCGCCCGCCGCGCGCUCACCUGCUUAUCCGGACUACCUCGCCCGCCCGCCUCAAUACCAUCACGCCCCCAACACCCAGGCCGGUGGUGCGGCAGGUAUGGCUCAAGCAACAAGUCCGUCCAUGACCACCCUCCAUGAUGGGCACCAAAAUGACCAUCGCAAUCACUCGAACGUGAAGUCUGACGCGGACGUUCCUAUAGAUCCCUCAAUCGCGGCAUCCAGCCCUACCUAUCCUCCUCCCUAUUCGCCCUAUCAGCCUCAGGGUCAUGACAUGGCUCAGUAUCAGGGUCAUCCUCCCCCACCUCCUCCUCAGAUGUAUGGGCGUCCGGAAUGGUCGCAUGGUUAUGGACAGCACCAGCACGGUCUUCCUGGACCCUAUAGCGCUCCUGCUACAACGGUUGGUCCCGCCUCCCCUGCUGCGACCGCAGGGCCGCGCCCUGGCCAGGUCUACUCUUUUGUGCCCAUUCCUGGGGCGCAACAGCACAAACGACCCCGGCGUCGUUAUGAGGAAAUCGAACGUAUGUACAAGUGCGGCUGGAACGGGUGCGAGAAGGCUUACGGUACCCUCAACCACCUGAACGCCCACGUUACUAUGCAAUCGCACGGAGCUAAGCGGACUCCCGAAGAAUUCAAAGAAAUCCGCAAGGAAUGGAAAGCUCGAAAGAAGGAGGAAGAAGCCCAGCGCAAAGCUGCCGAGGAGCGUGAACGUGCUGCCGCCGCUCAGGCUGCUCAGGCGAACCAGGUUGAUGCCCCCGGUCCUACCGAUCCCGCGCAGGCUCAACCUCCUGCUUACGCCAGCGGUGUUCGCCCUCAGCUGCCGCCAAUCGGCUACCAACCUGCCGACGGCCAAGUACCGGGGCAGUACGGCGGUGCCGGUGGCAUUGUGUACCAGGGUAAUGGCCAGAUGGCCUAUCCUCCAAACUAUCCUCACUCCCCGUAUGGACAAAGCGGGCAGGUGUAUCAGCAACCUUCAACGUUCGGAGUCUCGACGGUUGCGCAUCCGGCUACCUGGGUCGAAAGAUUGGGCUUUACAAAGGGAUUUUGGGGAAUCAGCAAUGCCGCUGCGCUUCGGACCGGUGUCCAGCACACUGUCGGACUGAAAGGUCUGCCGGCCUCAAGAUGGACUCAAGCCUCUCGGAGCAUCCCAUAUGCUGCUCCUCUUGCACGCGCCACACAGCGAGGUCGAGUUGCGCGGCAACCUGGAGCCUCGGUGUCAAUUUCCGGCAUGAAGUGGUACUCGACAGAGGCUUCGGGGUUAGCCGCUGCGCUUGAGCAAAGUGCUGCUGAUUCAACGACGAGUUUCGUGGACGGCGUACCGCAGCAGAAGCAGAGCCGGAGUUUGAAAAAGGUGGACCAGGAUAAUUCGCUGUUGGAGAUCGCUAUGGCUGGGACGUCUCCCGAUCAUGGUAUCGGCGCGGGCAACGUCUCGAAGAAGAAGGUGAAGAUGGAGUUGAAGUGGUUGAUGGAUCCCAAGGCGCUGGCGGACCGGGUCGCGAAGAUCUUAAAAGCCGACAAUGUGGCUCUCGCGGUGGCGCUUGUUCGCACGGCGCAAAAGGAGAAUAUGGAGUGCUCAGUGGCGUGGAAUCACUUGCUUCAGUACUGUAUGGAGAAGAACCAACCCAAAGCGGCAUGGAAGCUCUACAAUGAGAUGAAGAAGCGUGGACGAAAGCCUACUUCCUGGACUUACACGAUUAUGUUGUAUGGUCUUGCCACGGUGAAGAGAGAAACGCGCCUGGGAUUGAAUCCCGUGAAAACUGCUUUGUCAAUUUACAGAUCUAUCUAUGACAGCAACUCUGCAGUCAACCCUUCUAUCAUCCACAGUAACGCCAUGCUCACCGUAUGUUGUCGCCAGGGACACAUGGAUACACUUUGGGAGGUUGCGAGCGAGCUACCCGAGGAGGGGCCAGACUCGCCGGAUGCUCUGACAUACACCGUUAUAUUGAGAGCCAUUACAAAUGCCCUUAAAUCCGACGUGGGAGAGAUGUCUGAGAUUGAUCGCAUCUUGGAACGCAGGGCUAAGGCCGUCAAGGAAGGCAAACGAAUCUGGUCUGAUGUUGUUUACCGGUGGAGCAAGGGUCAAAUUGACUUAGACAGCCAACUCGUGCGUACAAUGGCCCACCUUUUGUUGCAAAGUGGCAGCGACCGCGAUUGUUACGAUGUCUUCGCACUGAUGAAUCAAACUACUGGCAUUCCCAUCCUGGCAAAGAAGCCUCCACCUGAGGGCCAGCGGAAGCCUGAGAUGGUCAGACGUCAAGAGAGCCGAUCCGCAGAAAAUAAGGAGUUGGAAGACGUUCCCUUUGUAGACGAAGGCAACCGACCGUACAGACUAGCAGAGACCGAAAUGGAAGAACCCGAAGAAAAGGAAGAGGAAGAAGAGGAUGAGAAUGAGGAUUUUGAAAAUCUUUUUGACCCAGUGGUGUCUACCGAUUCCGCUUCCACGAUGAAGAAAGGCACCAUUGGUCCAUCCUACGUUGUCCCAGGUAACAAGGAGCUCACCAGAAUCAUAGAGGCUUGUUCGACCAUGACUCAGGGUCUUGGUGUUGGAAAAGCUUACUGGCAGCAUCUAACGCUUGAGGAUCACGAGUAUACCAUCAAGCCAGACAUGGUUUCGUUCCAUGCAUACUUACGACUGCUAAGAAUGGCUCGCGCUAGUCGUGUUGCGGUCGAGGUUAUGCGCGACCAGAUGGCCGAACCAAUAGGGAAAACGUUUCACAUCGCCUUGAGCUCUUGUCGUCGUGAUCGCAGGAAUAUUAAUGUUUUCAAGAAUGCCAAUGAACUAUUGGCACUGAUGGACAAGUCCUUGGUCCUUCCCCACGCCAGGGCGCUUGAAUCAUAUCUUGACCUCGUGCAAGUACUACACGACAAUCCGCAGCAUCUCGUAUCAUUAAAUGGUCUGAACCUGCAGCGGAAAUCUUCAGAUAGCCUCGGCACCAUGGGUCGGAGAUUACAGCUGAGCUUGCAGACUGUUGCUCUGGAGCACCUGCGUCCUCACAUUGACAAACUUCAUGAGGCUAUGAAGAACGGGAGGGUUUCGUAUAUUACAGGGCAGGACCGUCCCGGACAGCCAGGGGACGAGACAGUUUCUGGUCCGCCCGCUCACAGGGUGAUGGUUCGCACGCGAGGUCUCAUUGACGCGAUUCUCAACCCCGAAAAUGCGUCCUUACUUUCCAAAUCGGACCGUGAUCGAUUCAAGCAGGAGUCGCGGAAGCUCCGCGAAUACUCGGACGUUGAUAUGGUCAAAAUGUUCGCAAACGCUCGAGUGCAUCCAACGCUUGCACAGGUCAUGGCUUUCCAGGAGAAGCAUGACCCUAAACAGAACCUUGGCGAGGCCGACUAA
Aspergillus thermomutatus is the source of this 3591-nucleotide messenger RNA. RefSeq lists its product as uncharacterized. The transcript has 6 exons. Gene Ontology annotation, biological process: regulation of DNA-templated transcription. Lineage: Eukaryota; Fungi; Ascomycota; Eurotiomycetes; Eurotiales; Aspergillaceae. Gene Ontology annotation, molecular function: protein binding. Bases 1 to 3591 code for a protein of 1196 amino acids. The record is from RefSeq and is a predicted model, not a curated record.